AGUGUUGUCUUCACCAUUGGGGGGAGGAGAAGAAGUGAAAUAAUACAUUUUUUGGGGUAUAAAAGAGGACACUGAGUCAGAUAAUUUCUCAAACGUUCUCGGGAAAUUGUGGAAUUUUAUAAAAAAAAAUAUUAAUUUAAAAUUUCUUUAACGGAUUGAUUUGGAAAAAAAACUAAAUAAAAAGAAAAUGAAAGUGUCUGCAGUGAUUGUGAUUUUGGGGCUAGUGGGAGCAGCUUCUGCACUCCCAUUUGGGCGCCCAAAUUAUCAGAAUAUGACUGCCCCAAAUCCCGAUGAGAUGGGCGAUAAUUUCGAAGGGGACAUCAAAUUUGCAGCAGAUCAAGUAAUUUCACCACAUACGGGCAUCCUGGAUCCAUACUGGAGAUGGGAAAAGAUCGGAAAUAACCCGACUAUCCCCUAUGUUUUUGAUUCAGCCUUCACCGCAACCCAUCGCGCAGUUAUUGUAGCUGGUAUGGCAACAAUUCAAGCCUCAACAUGCGUUCGUUUCGUCCCACGUACAACUGAACGUGACUACAUUACAAUUCAGAGCGCCAAUUCAGGCUGUUGGUCCUACGUAGGGCGCAUCCGUAAUGCUCAGAUCCUCAAUCUAUCCAUUCAGGCUGGAUGCGUGACUAAGGGCAUUGCAACGCACGAACUAAUUCAUGCCGUUGGCUUCUUCCAUGCUCAGAGUGACGUCAACAGGGAUAAGUAUGUGCGCAUUAAGUGGGAGAAUGUUAUGGAAGGCAAGGAGCACAACUUUGAGGUCUACACCAAUUCCUACGUAACUGACUACGGAGAGGGCUACGAUUACGGGAGUAUCAUGCACUACGGCCCUUAUGCCUUCUCCAAGAACUACAUGCCAACCAUUGAGGCUAUUUACAAUACAGGAGAAAUUAUGGGUCAACGCGAUAGUAUGACACAGAAGGAUAUCAAUAAGAUCAACAAAAUGUACAACUGCUAAAGAAGGAUGCCUUUUACUUAAAAAAAAAACAUCGUGUCUAUUUUUACACAGACAAUAAAAAGUAUUAUUUUCUUAAGAAAA
Molecule: messenger RNA, 1039 nt
Organism: Lutzomyia longipalpis
Lineage: Eukaryota; Metazoa; Arthropoda; Insecta; Diptera; Psychodidae
Product: astacin-like
Exons: 4
Coding region: 188-958 (256 amino acids)
Biological process (GO): proteolysis
Molecular function (GO): metalloendopeptidase activity; zinc ion binding
Source: RefSeq, a predicted model, not a curated record